Cotesia glomerata is the source of this 1796-nucleotide messenger RNA. Its product is annotated as zinc finger MYM-type protein 1-like. NCBI's taxonomy places the organism in Eukaryota, Metazoa, Arthropoda, Insecta, Hymenoptera, Braconidae. Bases 21 to 1781 code for a protein of 586 amino acids. Gene Ontology annotation, molecular function: protein dimerization activity. The record is from RefSeq and is a predicted model, not a curated record. The transcript has 2 exons.
UAAAAAUUGCCGAAAUUAAAAUGGCACUGUAUGUUGCAAAUCACAGUUCAAUUAAAAGUGUAGAUCACUUGGGUGAAGUUUUAAAGCAACUUGGCAAAGGUAGUCAGCUUGAAAAAGUACGUUUACACCGCACAAAAGCAUCUAAACUUAUUUUAAACGUAGUGGCACCUGAAAUGUUAAUUGAACUAAUUAAAGAUAUUGGUGACCAAGAUUAUUCAGUUAUAUUGGAUGAGUCGACAGAUGUGUCGACGGUUAAAUACAUGGCGUACUGCGUCCGAUAUUUCAGUAAUACUUGCAACCAAUUUGUUACGGACUUUCUAGGAUUUGACGAAGUGUCCUCUGCUACAGCCGAUAACUUAUACAAGAAUUUCAGAGAAUUCUUCUCUAAAGUUGGCUUGAAUCUUGACAAAUUAGUGGGCAUAGGAACUGAUGGAGCCAGUAAUAUGUGCGGUGUGAAGCACAGUUUAUUCACUUUAAUCAAAAAAGACUAUCCCAAAGUCCAACUAAUGAAGUGUAGUUGCCAUUCUCUAAGUCUGUGUGCGUCAAAAGCAAGUGACGAAUUACCAGCUUCUGUCGACUUUUUGUUAAGAGAAACUCGUAAUUGGUUUUCAAAAAGUCCGUUACGACAAACAACUUAUAGAACCAUGUAUGAAAAAAUUAAGGACGGAAAAAAGCCGCCGAAAUUGGUUCAACUCUCUGAUACUCGUUGGCUUGCAUGGACUAAUGCCGUAACAGUUGUUUUGAAACAGUGGGAUUCACUAAAAGCAUUUUUUACUAAAUUGGAAAGUUCUCCAGCCAACAAAGAUAUUACUGCUCGAAAUUUAGGUCAGAUGUAUAGAGACGAAAGCAACAUACUUUAUUUAUUGUUUUUAGAUACUGUUUUAAAGGAAGUUACUGAUUUAAAUAUUGCAUUCCAAAAAGCAAAUGCUGACAUAACAAAACUUUAUACUGAUUUAAGAAUUCUAUUAUUAUCUGUAGCGAGGAGAAUUUUUAAGCCUAUUUAUUUAAAAUCUAUUCCGUCAAAAACAGCUUCAACGGCGAUGAUCCAUCAGGCAGAUAUAGCUGCUGUACAACGUGCAAUAUCAAAAGCUAACUGUGACUUUGAUAACUCCUUACUACCAUUAGACUCAGUUGAUUUUGGUUAUAAAUUUUCUAUGUAUCUUACCAAGUCUACUAUUUCUAGCGAAAAUUUACAGACUGUGAAAGUGAGAUCAAGAUCAUUCAUGCUCAAGUUAUGUGAGGAGUUAGUUAAGAGAUUUCCUGAUAAUAUCUCAGUUUUAACUAACAUACGGUAUUUUAUCCCGAAAUUAUGCAUGGAUCAAACGUCUAAUGUUUCUGUCGAGUGCCUACCAUGGGAUUUAGCAGCUCAAGACGCAGACAGAGAUGCAAUUGAAAGACAGUGGCGGAACUUAAGGACUAUGAGAAUUAGUGAAAUUUGUGACAAUGUUGAUGAGAACAUUAGCACUAUUGAUUUUUGGAUUGCUGUAAACAAAAUUGAGAAUGCUAAUGACUCUAAGCAGUUUAAAGAUUUAGCAGCAUUUGCUUUGAGGGCACUAUCUUUGCCCACAAGCAAUGCGGAUGUUGAACGUGUAUUCAGUGUGAUGGCUGUGAUCAAAACAAAAUGUAGGAAUCGCAUGUUAAUAGAUAUGCUAGUCUCUUUAAUGCGAAUACGCAUUCAUAUGCGAGUAUUUAAGCUGUGCUGUAAGAAUUAUAUGCCAACUGAUGACAUGGUAAAAAGAUUUACUAGUCAAAUGUAUGUAGUAUCUGGUUUAAUAGGAUAGGAUACUAAAUGUUUA